AGGUAGCUAGACCAACCCCUGAGCCUCGGGGUGCUCUGCUUGCUUGCUGGCGAUCAUGGGGUUCCCCAAGAGGCAACCUCGCCCUUGGCUGCUCCUCUCCGUGCUGAUCUGUGUCCAGCCUGGCCUGAGCCUGGCCACAGAGCUGAUCCCCUUCAGACCACAGAUAACAGGCUGGGACCUGGAAGGGAAGGUCACAGCCACUACGUUCUCUCUGGCGCAGCCUCGCUGUGUCUUUGAUGAGCUUGCAGACACAGCAGACACUAUCUGGCUGGUAGUGGCCUUCAGCAAUGCCUCCAGCAGUUUCCAGAAUCCUCAAACGCUGGCCGAGAUCCCAGCCUCCCCACAUCUGCUGAGCGAUGGCUACUACAUGACUAUGCCCUUGUUCCUGGACCACCUGCCCUGCGAGGACCCGGAGGGUGGCAGUGGCGGUGUCCCCGUGCUGCGGGUGGGCAACGAUGUCAGCUGCAGCCAGCAGCCCUAUUGCAAUGACCCCCUGCCCAGCCCAGGCCCCUACAGUGUUAAGUUUCUCCUCAUGGAUGCCAGUGGCUCCCCCAAGGCUGAGACGCAGUGGUCGGACCCCAUCGCUCUCCAGCAAGGCAAAGCCCCGGGCUCCAUCGACACCUGGCCAGGCCGGCGGAGCGGCUGCAUGAUUGUCAUCUCCUCUAUCCUCUCUUCCCUCGCUGGCCUCCUGCUCCUGGCCUUCCUGGCAGCCUCCACCAUGCGCUUCUCCAGCCUGUGGUGGCCAGAGGAGGUCCCUGAACAAUUACGGAUCGGCUCCUUCAUGGGGAAGCGCUACACCACCCACCACAUCCCACCCAGCGAGGCCGCCACCCUGCCCGUGGGCUGUGAACCCAGCCUGGAACCCCUCCCCAGCCUCAGCCCCUAGCCCACCCCUGCAGCUGAGGCCUGGAGGAGGGGGAGGGGGAGCACGUGCCCGGCCUGCAUUCCUCCAGCUGACCUGGUCACACCCUCCCCCUUCCUCCUUGUUCACCAGAGUCCCUUCAUUUUCCUCCUUUGGAGUAAAGGGGUGGAGCAGUGACACUGAGGGUUGAACUUGGAGCUUCACACUCGCUGGGCAGGGGCACUACCACUUGAGCCAUGAAUCCAGCCCGUUAUCCAUCAGUUUGUUUUUCAGUUAAUUUGUCUUUUUCGUAGCUUUUGCCUAGGCCAGUCUCAGACUAUGAUCCUCCUCCUGCCUCCACCUCUCAAGUGGCUGGGAUUAUAGAGCUGUGUCUUUGCGUCCAGCAUGAAGCAUUUCUUUCUUCCUUUUUUGGCGGUACUGGGGUUUGAACUCAGGACCUUGUGCUUGCUAGACAGGCCCUCUUCUAUUUUGAGCUGCACCCAUUUUAUUCAGCUUCAGACUAUGAUCCUCCUUCCUCUGCCUCCCUCCUAGCAGGGAUUACAGGUGUGCUCCACUAUGCCCAGCCCCCAGCAGCUCUGACCUGUAGACAUCUUCCUUUGCGAUGUCAUCCAGUAGGACAAAGCUGUCAUCCCAGAACCCCCAAGCUUCCCACAGGUGUGGGGAUCAAGGUCACUCUGCAGAGCUCAAGGGGAUAGAACUGGAUGCAGCACAGAGAGGACCUGUCUUGCUGCUGGGCACAGGUCCCUGGCAGCCUGGACUGUGGAGGCUGGAGCCCUGUCCUGCCCUCCCCACCCCCACCCCCCCGCAGCCCACAGUGACAGCAGUGCCAAUUCCCCCUGCCCUCCACAGAGCACCUACUGCUGGACAGGACCUGGGACCCAGCCCAGAACUCCACAGGCUAAACAGAGGCCUCAGAUCCAGUCUGCAUCCUAAGGGAGCAUUCUGAUCUCUAAGGGCCUGGGAAACACCCGCACAUUCACAGCACCAACCAUCUCCCCUCAAACAUCUUAUGUGGAAGCAGGACACGGCAGUACACAUCUGCAAUCCCAGCACCUGGGAGGCUGAAACAGGAGGAUUGAGAGUUCAAGGACAGCCUGGGCUACAUAGUGAAAAAAAAAGAAAAGUCUCAAAAACAAUAAUACCUGGGCUGGGUAGUUCAUGCCUGUACUCACAGCUUCUCAACAGGCAUUGACGGAAAGGACUAGGGAUCACGGCUAGCUCAGGCGAAAAACAAGAUUCCUUCUCAACCAACAAGCACGGCGUGAUGGUACACACCUGUGGGAGGCAUAAGUAGGAGGAUCGUGAUCUGAGGCUGGCCCCAGGCAAAACCACCAAGACACCCUAUCCGGGAAACAACUAAAACAAGAUCAGGCCAGGGGCAUGGGUUUGGAGGCAAAGAAACUGCCUAGCAAUUGUGAGGCCCAGAGUUCAAUUCCCAUUACUGCCAAAAAAAUAUAUCACUUCAUUUUUAAUUUGCAUA
Messenger RNA from Dipodomys ordii (Ord's kangaroo rat), 2342 nucleotides. It is a transcript of the gene Upk3b, whose product is annotated as uroplakin-3b. The record is from RefSeq and is a predicted model, not a curated record. Bases 56 to 886 code for a protein of 276 amino acids. Lineage: Eukaryota; Metazoa; Chordata; Mammalia; Rodentia; Heteromyidae. The transcript is spliced from 6 exons.